AUGUCGAUACAUCUUAUGAUUCCAUUUAAUCAAGCACAUCUCUGUCAUUUUGAGCUCUGCCUCAACUUUACUCAAGGAACUAUAUCAGCAAUGAAGAUACUUUGUAUUUUCCUGAUCUUUAUCUUCACCAUAUCUUGUGGUCCAUCAGUUUUGCAGAGGAAAACAAGAGAAAAAACAAGAGGAAUUGAAGAAAGAAAAAGACAAUGUUACCUUGUUCGUGGUGCUUGCAAGACUUCAUGCAACUCCUGGGAAUACGUAUUUACUGACUGCGAUUCAGAGCCCUGCUGUGUUGUACGGGAAUACAUAAUGCCAGUCAAACCCAGCACCACCACUAAAGCUUCUAUAACUGUAAACUAUACUCCUGCUACACUACGUAAUACUACAGAUGCAAGUUAUAUUUCUAGUACACUACGUAAUACUAACGAUGCAAAUUAUAAUUCUACUACACUGUCUAAUACUACAGAUGUAAAUUAUAAUUCCACUAUAUAA
Molecule: messenger RNA, 489 nt
Organism: Eubalaena glacialis (North Atlantic right whale)
Lineage: Eukaryota; Metazoa; Chordata; Mammalia; Artiodactyla; Balaenidae
Gene: DEFB113
Product: defensin beta 113
Exons: 3
Coding region: 1-489 (162 amino acids)
Biological process (GO): innate immune response
Cellular component (GO): extracellular region
Source: RefSeq, a predicted model, not a curated record